Rhodamnia argentea is the source of this 1119-nucleotide messenger RNA. RefSeq names its product 39S ribosomal protein L47, mitochondrial. Bases 250 to 735 code for a protein of 161 amino acids. The transcript has 4 exons. Lineage: Eukaryota; Viridiplantae; Streptophyta; Magnoliopsida; Myrtales; Myrtaceae. The record is from RefSeq and is a predicted model, not a curated record. Gene Ontology annotation, cellular component: mitochondrial ribosome; mitochondrial large ribosomal subunit. Gene Ontology annotation, biological process: mitochondrial translation. Gene Ontology annotation, molecular function: structural constituent of ribosome.
AAGGCGCAUUAUCUCCGUCAACCAUUUCCUUGAAUUCGGUCGAGUACGUUUACCAGCUAAGUAAACACGCUUCACAUUCUGGUGGAAGCUUUUGAAAUUCCAUUAGCCUUGACCAGGUUGUGCUUCGAAAUUGAUUUUCAACAUGGAAAAUGAGACACAAUGUCAUAAUUGUUAACUUGGUUUCUCUGGGUGGUUAAUAGAGUUGAGGAGAUACUAUUAUAGAACCGACCGCAGCGAUAACAGUGUUUAAUGGAUCAGGGCACGAUCUUGCAAUGUUGUUCCGUCUGUCAAGAAUCAAUGUUCAUGUCAAGAUUUUUUGGCAGAGCAUUUUUUGCUGCUGCUAGAACAGAAUCUUCUGCUGGGACUGCUGCUGCGUAUUCUGCUGCUACAUCUGGGACAGGACACAACCCUCUCGAGGCAUUCUUCGAGGCUGAUAGAAACCCAGAGAAUGAUACGCCUGUUAUCUAUGGUCGAAGUUGGAAGGCCGCUGAACUGCGCCUAAAGUCGUGGGAGGAUCUUCACAAGCUUUGGUAUGUUUUGCUCAAGGAAAAAAACAUGCUGAUGACUCAACGGCAGAUGCUUCAUGCACAAAAUCUGAGGUUUCCCAAUCCAGAACGCCUCCCCAAGGUGAGGAAAUCAAUGUGCCGUAUCAAGCACGUGCUCACUGAGAGAGCAAUUGAAGAACCAGAUCCCAGGAGAUCUUCUGAGAUGAAGAGGAUGAUAAAUGCUUUGUGAGCACUGGACGUGUUUUUCCCUUGUCCUGCAAUGUGAGGGAGUCUAUAUCGUACUGAGCCCGCAAGCCUGCAAGCUUUUGUCGAGUGACCUCUGCUUAUUUUGCAUUUCAGAAACAAGAAACAGAUUGUUGUCCUGCUGAUGAUCUUCUGAAUGUUUUUUCUUUUCGAUCUACACAUGGGUCAGAAUACGUCGAUCUGGUGAAACUCUUUCUUGUUGUUUAUGACUCAUGAUAAUAUCGUGGAGAUGCCCGCUUUGUGAAAUAGCACACACUAUAUCACAUAAUGAUAUGAGCAAACGGCCUAAUAGACCCUACUCCCAGGUGCCUACUGUUCGCCUGCUUUGAUUUGUGAGAAUCGUGUUAUAUGGACAUGCGGUUUUCAUUCA